Molecule: messenger RNA, 3454 nt
Organism: Tupaia belangeri chinensis (Chinese tree shrew)
Lineage: Eukaryota; Metazoa; Chordata; Mammalia; Scandentia; Tupaiidae
Gene: WIPF3
Product: WAS/WASL interacting protein family member 3
Exons: 9
Coding region: 55-1290 (411 amino acids)
Biological process (GO): endocytic recycling; exocytosis; Arp2/3 complex-mediated actin nucleation
Cellular component (GO): WASH complex; recycling endosome; early endosome
Molecular function (GO): gamma-tubulin binding; actin binding; alpha-tubulin binding
Source: RefSeq, a predicted model, not a curated record
AGAAAGCACUUUCUCGGGACCAUUCACAAACAAGAGACACCAAAGCCGUGACAUAUGCCAGUGCCACCGCCACCACCACCUCCUCUGCCUCCCCCUCCCCCGCCUCUGGGAGCUCCUCCCCCUCCUCCGCCAUCGGCACCCCCGGUCAGCUCAGACACUUCCAUCUUGAGAAAGGCAGAUCCGAAAGGCCGGAGCGCGCUGUUGGCUGAUAUCCAGCAAGGAACUCGCCUACGGAAAGUCACGCAGAUCAAUGACCGCAGUGCCCCGCAAAUCGAGACUUCUAAAGGAACCAACAAAGAAGGAGGAGGUGCCCCAAACUCCCGAGGUGCGAGCACACCCCCAGCCCUAGGAGAUCUGUUCGCUGGUGGCUUUCCUGUAUUGCGACCGGCAGGCCAGAGGGAUGCAGCAGGUGGCAAGACUGGGCAGGCCCCAGGCUCCCGAGCACCUUCCCCGAGGCUUCCCACCAAAACCAUCAGCGGUCCACUUAUCCCUCCUGCGUCUCCUAGGCUGGGCAACGCCUCCGAAGCACAUGGAGCUGCCAGGACAAUCCCUCCUCGCCCCAAUGUGCCCCGCGCCCCCCUCCCCCCCCCGCCCAUUCCACCCCCACUCCCUCUCCUCCCACCUUGCGGGUAUCCUGGGCUCAACGCGGAGCCUGCCAGCCCAGCUCAGGAUGUGCGCGAGCCUCCUGCCCCGCCACCCCCACCACCUCUGCCGCCCCCACUGCCCCUCUAUGCCUCGUGCUCUCCGAGGACUUCUGUGCCCGCACCCCCUUUGCCAGGCGCUAAUAGUAGCAGCGAAAACCCGCCCCCACUGCCCCCGAAGUCCCCCAGCUUCCAAGCCCCGUCGCAGAAGGCCGGCAUGCAGACCUUGCCCACGCCCCCAGCACCCCCGGGAAUCCAGCCACUCCUGCAGAAGAAGAGACCCGGCAGAGGCCCUGGAACAAGCGGGGCAAAGCUUAAUCCACCUCCAGCCCCUCCUGCAAGAUCUCCCACCACUGAGCUUUCAAGCAAGAGCCAGCAGGUCCAAGCCUGGAGCCCGACACAGCAGCCCGGAGGUCAGCUACGAAAUGGAAACCUGCACAUCAUUGAUGACUUCGAGUCUAAAUUCACGUUCCAUUCUGUGGAAGACUUCCCCCCUCCGGAUGAAUAUAAACCAUGCCAGAAGAUUUACCCCAGCAAGAUCCCCAGAAGUCGUACACCUGGUCCCUGGCUCCAGGCCGAGGCUACUGGGCAGAGCUCCGAUGACAUCAAAGGCAGAAAUUCUCAGAUAGCACUAAAGACACUCCGGUGAGAAGGUGGAUGAAGCCAAGGUCCUGGAGCUGGCUCCAUGUUGUAGGAUGGGCACCCCCAGGAGAACAUGUCAGAUCCCUCCAUAUUCAAGCUGUAAUUCAGCGGACAUACAGGCUCUGAAUAGAGCAUUUAUUUAUUGUAAAUAGGUGGUUUGCACGAGCUUUAAAGCAGUAUUUUAGUCAACUUUUAUUUGAGUAAUAUUUUUUAAGACACCCACCAUUUCUGCAUUUUUUAAAAAUGCAUCUUGGCAUUCGUCUGUCAGUACAGCUAGCACCCUGUCCCAUCCCAUGGCGUCCAUUCCAUCGCUCUCCAUAUGCUUGUGGGCUGGCCCUUCCCAGAUUCUGAACUGUUUUUAGGAGAUUCCUUAGUUUGCAGGUCCCCAAGUCAUCAGUAUCCACAACGGCUUCUUAUUGGCAUGAUUUUAUAUUCUCAUUGCAUCAACUGCAAAACCAAACCAAAUAAUGCCUUAUCAAUGAUGCAGCUCAGAGGAAGUUGUGUGUCCCCACACCCAGACGAUGCCGCGCCGCCUCCAGUGAACGAGACGCCAUGUCUCGCUUCCGUUUUGCAGUACAGGGAUGAUUUUUUUUUGCUGCCUAGUGUAAAUAUAUUGUAAAAUAAAAGCAAGAGUGGGCAUGGCCCCCCACUGCCGACCCCAGGGCCCUUUCGUAACUGACUAAUCCUACGAGAAGCCAGUGCUCUUACUGUUUACAGUGUCCCUAGUGCCCCAGUCUCCAUCACUUCUCUUCAGUCCCCUGGAAGUUCCCAGCCCCAUUCUGGUAGCCAGGGUAAGGUCGGCCUGCUGAGAUUUUUGUAUUUUUUCCCCCUGCAGAUUAAAAACACAUCUGACUCAUUACUGUAAUCAACUGCUGAUUCUAUCUCAGAGGUCUGUCCCAACCCUUGUCCCUCCUGAGUGCAGGAUUUUCUUGGAAAAGGUGACACAGAAAAAUGUAGAAUGAAGUGUUUCAUGAAAUAAUCUGCCUCAAGUAGCUGACACCCCAGUCCUUUCAGGGGCCUUGGAACCAACCGUCAGGCAAAACCUAGUUCCCUUCUAAGCUGAAGGAGACCCCGACCGGACACCCUUUUGUUGUGGGCAUGUCCUCUAGGAGGUGGGGGUGUAAGCUCAGCCACCCUGACAGUGGAAAGGGUCAGGCCUAGCUGGGACUGCUCUUCACACCCCUGGCUUCGGCCAGCAAGAGAGGUGGGGAAGACUAUGACAGAAGAAGGGGCAAAAAUAGAAGGAAACAGAUUAAUCCUUGGGCUGUUAUUAAAAUAGCUACAGAUGAAAGGGAAUGGGGGAUGGCGUGGGGAGAGCAAUGAAAGUGUGCGAUGGAGCAGCCCACUCACGCUACGAGGGUAUCACGCCCAGACCACGCCAUCCAGAAGUCGGGGGGUUAGGAGGGUUUUGGCAAACGUGACUGCACACACCUCGCCGAUGUCUGGAGUAACGACUAACAGUGUCACGCAGCACAGCAGUGCUUUGCUUCCUCAUUCCAGACAGAAGCAACCGCAUCAGGGUCAAGAUCCCUUCCCUAGGCAAUGAGCCAGGCCAAAUCCGAACAGCUAAAUCCAUGGAAAAGAAGCUCUCAUGGUCGUCAGCUCUGUGCAUUACCGAUUUCUUUUCUUGGUUCUCGAAGGCUUCUGAAAGGUCAGAAUUGAUUAUAACAGUAUUCAUUUCACCUCCCUCUUAGUUGUGUGAAAUAAUUAUAAAAUGUUCAUUAUCAUGAUGGAGAAGGCCCUCAACAAAGGCAAUUCCACCUUCAGGGUAGGCCGCCCGCCCUGGUGAGGUGUUGAUACAUUGAUGUGUCCCACGGUCGCGAUGGAAAUUAAAAAUGAAACAAUUGAAGGACAGAGGGAGGAAAUGAGCAGAAACCAAAAACGGCACCGAGGGAGAAGUCUCAGGACUCUGUCUUCACGUCUCUCCUUGAGACCUGCCCCAGAAUCCAGACCCAAGCUCACGCUGGUGCACCAAGCUCCCUGGCCAUGCAGAGGUUUAGCCCCUCGACCAUGAGUUCACACGCAUGGGCAUCUGCGUCGUGGUGACCCUGCCGUCCUCCGUACCCUCCAGACACCAGUCUGUGCCCCACCCACAAUAUUUCACAUGUAUUUUAUAUUUAUUAAUGUCUCCCUCUGCAGAUUCCUUUCUUUGUACCUAAUAAACUUUAACA